Messenger RNA from Penicilliopsis zonata CBS 506.65, 1930 nucleotides. RefSeq lists its product as hypothetical. Gene Ontology annotation, molecular function: metalloendopeptidase activity; metal ion binding. NCBI's taxonomy places the organism in Eukaryota, Fungi, Ascomycota, Eurotiomycetes, Eurotiales, Aspergillaceae. The transcript is spliced from 2 exons. Gene Ontology annotation, cellular component: mitochondrion. The coding region runs from base 73 to 1827 and encodes 584 amino acids. The record is from RefSeq and is a predicted model, not a curated record.
CAGCUAGACAGGUAGAAAGCGUCGCUCUUUUGGUUGUCCUGUUUUGGUAUCAGCAGUUACUCUCGUUGCAAGAUGCGCCGUUCAGCGUUACGGGCGGUCGAGUCCGCAAAGCCUCUCGUUCAAGGCCGUCGAUCUCUCUCCAGAAGCUUCUCUUCGAUCAAAGAAUCCGGGACCAAGGAUCCUGUGGAACUGGAUCAGAUCACUACCCUUCCGAAUGGAAUCCGCGUUGCCUCCGAAUCCCUGCCCGGGCCUUUUGCCGGUGUGGGAGUGUAUAUCGAUGCCGGGUCGCGAUACGAGGAUGAGAGUCUGCGUGGUGUGAGCCACAUCAUGGACCGACUGGCAUUCAAGUCGACCAAGGGCCACUCCGGGGAUGAGAUGCUGGAGGUCCUUGAAUCUCUCGGAGGCAACAUUCAGUGCGCGUCCUCACGCGAGUCGCUCAUGUACCAGUCGGCCAGUUUCAACUCGACCGUGCCUACGACCCUUGGCCUGUUGGCGGAGACGAUCCGUGACCCGCUGAUCACAGAGGAAGAGGUUCUGGAGCAGCUGGCUACGGCAGAGUACGAGGUUGGUGAGAUCUGGGCAAAGCCCGAGCUCAUCCUCCCCGAGUUGGUGCACACGGCUGCGUAUCGGGGCAACACGCUGGGCAACCCUUUACUGUGUCCUCAAGAACGACUGGGCGAGAUCAACAAGGCAGUUGUGGAGAAGUACCGAAAGAUCUUCUUCAACCCCGACAGGAUGGUGGUCGCCUUUGCUGGCGUGCCCCAUGACCAGGCCGUCAAGCUGACGGAGCAGUACUUUGGCGACAUGCGGAGCAACAAAGCGACCACGGGCCCUGUUCUGUCGGGCGCCGGCAUCGACACUACUCUCUCUACAUCCGAGACGGUUGCUCGGGAGGGCCAAGUGCCGACCAUUCCGCAGUUCACCCCCACGUCGACAACCUCAACCACUGCAAGCUCGCCGGAGAGCCAAUCGAUCCUCUCUAAGCUUCCUUUCCUGAAAAAGCUCACCACAUCCAGCUCCUCCGAUAGCCCGGUCUCCCCGCUCGACCCCUCGCUGAUCCGGCCUUCGUCGCUGGACCUGAACCAGCCUUCGCACUAUACGGGCGGCUUCCUUUCCCUGCCGCCCAUUCCGCCGCCGGCGAACCCGAUGCUACCACGAUUAAGCUACAUCCACCUCGCCUUUGAAGCCCUCCCUAUUUCUUCACCCGAUAUCUAUGCUUUGGCCACCCUGCAGACGCUUCUGGGAGGCGGAGGCUCCUUCUCCGCCGGAGGACCCGGCAAGGGCAUGUACUCGCGCCUCUACACCAACGUCUUGAACCAGCACGGGUGGGUUGAGAGCUGCAUCGCCUUCAACCACAGCUACACGGAUAGCGGCAUCUUCGGCAUCUCGGCGUCGUGCAGUCCCACCAGGACCACGGAGAUGCUGGAAGUCAUGUGUCGGGAGCUGCAAGCGUUGACCCUCGACAAUGGAUACACGGCACUCCAGGCGCAUGAAGUUAAUCGCGCAAAGAACCAGCUCCGAUCGUCGCUGCUGAUGAACCUCGAAUCUCGCAUGGUGGAGUUGGAGGAUCUUGGCCGCCAGGUCCAGGUGCAUGGCCGCAAGGUUGGCGUCAAGGAGAUGUGCGAGAAGAUCGAAGCCCUCACCGUCGAGGAUCUCCGUCGCGUGGCCAGACAGGUCUUCGGCGGCCAAGUCCACAACAACGGCCAGGGAACCGGCAAACCCACCGUCGUGCUGCAGGAGGGCGAGCUGGAAGGAUACCGGCUGCGCCCGUUCCCCUGGGAAGAAAUGCAGGAGCGCAUAGCCCGCUGGAAGUUGGGGAGAAGGUAAUAACCAGCGCAGAAUAGUGCGACUCUUUCUCUACUCAGAAUCCCCCCCCCAAUCAUGUACUAUAGAGAGACCAGGGUGUCCUUUCUUUCAACUCGAGCAAAAA